UUAGCUUUCGACUUAAGACGGUUUAAUUUCUUCGAGCUUACUUUAAACAAACAGUGCUAGUGGAUAAAAAGUUUUUUAAUUUGUAAACACUAUGACGCUGUCGGCAAGGUCGUUCUUUGUGUUAGCUCUUUUGUUUUCUUCAGUGAUUUCAAUACCUAUUGACGGAAAUGCAAUCGAUGAGCCACAAGACUAUGAAUCACAUGCACCAGAUGCAGCGCUCAUUGAUGGCGAAGAUGGAAAUGAGGUCGACGAGAUAAUCGACCUCUCGAGAGUGGCUACUGAGCUUUUCCGGAACCCAGACAAUGAUACUGGAAAGAUCUUGGAGCGUUACACCCCGGAAACGGAAAAAAAGAACCCAGAGGAAUUGGGAUCUUACCUAGAGGGAGACAUGUUAAUCAAAAAGGCUGGAAGGAACGGACUGAUUUCGCAAAGUUCAAAAUGGCCCGGAGGAAUUGUUCCAUUUGUAAUUAGGGGAAGUUUCAAUGCUCGAGAAAUGGAUACAAUUGAGCGUGCAAUUAAGGAGUAUCACGCGAAAACAUGCAUUCGUUUUAAACCAAGGUCUAGUGAACGGGAUUACAUAUCAUUCGAGAAUGAUCCGUCUGGGUGCUGGUCAAGUGUAGGUAAAAUCGGAGGAAAACAAGAAGUUAACCUUCAGACACCAGGAUGCAUGUCGAAAAUAGGAACUGUUUUGCAUGAGGUGAUGCACGCGUUGGGCUUUCUCCAUGAGCAGAAUCGUUACGAACGGGAUUCCUACGUCGAUAUUGUGUGGCAAAAUAUCCAAUCUAGCACAAGAACAAAUUUUGACAAAGCCACUUCAACGACUACGAACGCAUACGGUGUGGGUUACGAUUACGGCAGUGUUAUGCAUUAUUCAGCAUAUGCUUUCUCUACGAAUGGACGAGCAACCAUUGUAGCCAAGAACUCUGCACAUCAAAAUAUAAUGGGUCAGCGAGAUGGCUUCUCAUCUAAGGAUCUUCAAAAACUCAAUGCAAUGUACUGCCGUGGUGCGCGACCAACGAGUUCAAACCAAAGCCGACCCCCAUAUACAAGUAGACCGACUCAGCGUCCACCUACGCAACCUCAACGUCCUCGACCACCCAGUGGUCAAUAUCCACAACGACCCCCACCGCAAGGGCCAUAUCCUCAAAGACCAUACCCACCACAAGGAGGCGGAAACAACAAUCCAUUUUUGCACUUCGUUGGAGGGUUUAUUAAUGGACUUUUCCAGGAUGGAGGAAAUUACAGUGAUACCACAGAAUCAACGCAAAUAGGGCAGCCAAGGACAAUUAUUCCGAUACCACGUGAACCAAAAUCGUGAGAAAAUUCCAGACAAAAUCAGGGCCUAACAGUAUUAACUUAUUUAAUUUAUUGAAGAUGAAGCAUAUUUAUUUAUUUAUUUCCAUAUUCACCAGUUUGAAAUCGAAUAAAGCUGAUCAUUAAUUGAAAUACUUGUUUAA
Hermetia illucens (black soldier fly) is the source of this 1457-nucleotide messenger RNA. RefSeq names its product zinc metalloproteinase nas-4. The record is from RefSeq and is a predicted model, not a curated record. The coding region runs from base 92 to 1318 and encodes 408 amino acids. NCBI's taxonomy places the organism in Eukaryota, Metazoa, Arthropoda, Insecta, Diptera, Stratiomyidae. The transcript has 2 exons. Gene Ontology annotation, molecular function: zinc ion binding; metalloendopeptidase activity. Gene Ontology annotation, biological process: proteolysis.